Molecule: messenger RNA, 510 nt
Organism: Aspergillus pseudotamarii
Lineage: Eukaryota; Fungi; Ascomycota; Eurotiomycetes; Eurotiales; Aspergillaceae
Product: Rpp14/Pop5 family protein
Exons: 1
Coding region: 155-448 (97 amino acids)
Source: RefSeq, a predicted model, not a curated record
CCCUAUCUUGGUAGAGGGUUCUUAUGCCGGGCUGAAAUGGUGAUUGAUCUUGUGUUCGAUUGGGAUAGUUAAAUAUUUGUCGCCUGCGACUUCGACGGCUAUUAUUCGUUGUCCGCGUGCGUCGUUCCGGCUUGUUUGGACUGCGCUUACUUAUAUGUCUCGGGUGCCGGAAUAUGGGGAUCCGAAUCGGUCGAGGCGGUCGGAUGUUCCGUUAACGAGGCCUUGUGUUUUUCGGGUUAUUAGGGUUUCUGGGACGAUGCGGAAGGCGGAGGAAGAGGCGAUUCGGCGGGCAAGGAAGGAGAUUGUGCGGUUGAGAGGCGCGGAGGAGGUUGGGGUGCUUGGGGGUUUAGUUGGUGGAUUGGAAUCUGCGGAGGGCUCCGGUGUUGUUGAGGAUGUGAUGGUGGAUGAAGAGGAGGAUCUUGAUAUGGGGAGUGAUGGGGAGGAUUGAUGGUCUUCUCUAGGAUGAAGGUGUUUGCUUUUUUGGGUGCGUCCGCCGUUGUUGGCGAGGUU